Messenger RNA from Fraxinus pennsylvanica, 4116 nucleotides. NCBI's taxonomy places the organism in Eukaryota, Viridiplantae, Streptophyta, Magnoliopsida, Lamiales, Oleaceae. The record is from the annotation of a GenBank genome assembly.
AUGGAAAACGACGUCGAACCACCGCCGGAGCAUAAGCUGUGCGGUUAUGUACUUGCAGUUCUCUCCAUUGAGGGAGAUCCCAAUUUGCUUCCUCUCAAUUCCCUCUGCCGAAUCGCCGGGGACCCCCAAAACAUCCACUUUGUAUCGCAAGAUGAUGUUGUAUUAACACCCAUUGGUAAACCAGGACCUCCAAAUUCCAAAACGACGCCGUGUGCGGGGUCCUUCUCGAAGAGGCGGUGGAGCAGAAUUGGAAUGGUUCACGGGUCUAUAAGCGUGGUGCACCAGAUUCGUGCCCUUGUGAGGCAUAAGUGUGUUAGAAUUUUGGCGAGGGUGGUCAAAAUUGCAGUGCGGGAGAGUGAAAUUGAUGGUGAUUGUAGGGAGGCUAGGGCUGUUGUGUUGGUGGAUGUUUACUUGCCUAUAGCCUUGUGGUCUGGUUGGCAAUUCCCCAAGUCGGCUUCCACUGCUGCGGCUCUUUUUAAACACCUAAGUUCUGAUUGGGAAGCUCGAAGUAUGAUGCUCAAGUUCGACAAAUUGGAACUUGUAGAUAAUUUGAGUAUUUGGAACGUCAGAGACUGUCAUGUCUUUGGCUGCAAACAGCAUUGUAGUCUUCCUGACGGUUCUGAGAAAAAGCCUUUUGAACUCCAUGAAAUUUUUAAGAGUGUACCCAGUGUGACAAAGAAGGUAGACCGUGAUUAUUCAAGAGUAAUCCCAGCCGACUCAUCCUCCAAAACUGGUAUCUGGGUGCUAUCGGAUGAUAUUUUGAUCAAUAUUUUAACUUCACUUCGCCCAGUUGACCUUCUUAGGAUUUCUUUAACAUGUCAUCAUUUAAGGUAUUUGGCAGCAUCAAUCAUGCCAUGUAUGAAACUUAAACUUUAUCCUCAUCAGCAGGCUGCUGUUGAGUGGAUGUUACAGCGUGAGCGGGAGUCUAAAGUCUUACAACAUCCUUUAUACAUGGACUUCAAAACUGAAGAUGGGUUUGAUUUCUAUAUGAAUAUGGUUUCUGGGGAGAUUGUGACUGGCGUUGUACCCACGAUUAAGGAUUUCCAUGGGGGGAUGUUUUGUGAUGAACCUGGAUUAGGUAAGACUAUAACUGCCCUUUCACUCAUUCUGAAGGCACAAGGGACAUUGGCAGAACCCCCAGAUGGAGUACAAGUGGUCUGGUGUAGGCAUGAUGGGUAUCAGAAGUGUGGUUAUUAUGAAAUUAGUGGGAACAAUAUAACCAGGGGCAGGGUCCCUGCUAUUAACAAAAUUGUGGGUCAGAAAUCUCGAAGAGGGCAGUUAUCGCUUGAUGAACUCACCCCAAGGAAGAACUCAAACUGCAGUGCACAAAAAAUUCCCACGUUACUUGAUUCCGCUGAGCGAAUUUUGGAAUCAACUGACUACUGUUCUAGUAAAAGAAUCAAAUUGUCUACAUCUGCUUGCUUGACACCUGCAUCCUCUGCUGUGUACACCAGGAGCUGGAGUAAUGUGAAGAGAAAUCUUCUGAAUGAAUACGAGGAGUCGCCACUUCCUUCUGAGAGAAAAAAGGUUAAGAAAUGCUUAAAAAAUGGAAAGCAUGUCUCAAUUACUCAAAGGAAAAGUCUGAGAAACCAAGGUGGUUUGUCAUGUGAGUCAUCAUUCAUUAGGAAGAGGGAUAAGGAGACCACCACAGACAAUUUUGUAAACAACGAAUCGUGGGUCCAGUGUGAUGGUUGUGGCAAGUGGCGGAAGCUUGCAGAUGUAAGUGUAGCAAAUACUAAUACAGCAUGGUUUUGUAGUAUGAAUACGGACCCCUUGCACCGGAGUUGUAAUAUACCUGAAGAAUCCUGGGAUUAUGGGGAAUCUAUCACUCACCUACUUGGGUUUCAUACAAAGGGAACCCUUGGGGGGAAGGAUGAAAACAUAUCGUUUUUCAUUAGUGUUCUCAAGGAGCACUACACAUUUAUGAAUUCGGAGACAAAGAAGGCCUUGACUUGGUUGGCUAAACUUUCACAGGAUGAGCUAUCAGAAAUGGAAACAAUUGGGUUGAUGAGCCCGAUCGUAGGAAACUCACUGUUCAAUACUAGUGUUUCUCGUGAUUUUCACAAAAUAUUUCAAGCUUUCGGCCUAAUUAAGAGAGUUGAAAAGGGUGCUACGAGAUGGUACUACCCAAGAACUCUUUUGAACCUGGUCUUUGAUCUGGAUUCUCUUAGAAUUGCUCUGUGUGAGCCAUUAGAUUCGUUUAGGUUUUUUUUAUCAAGUGCAACUUUAAUUGUCGUCCCUUCAAAUCUUGUUGAUCACUGGAAAACUCAGAUUGAAAGGCAUGUCAGACCAGGUCAAUUGAGAGUUUAUGCAUGGGGCGAUCAGAAAAAACCCUCUGCACACUGUUUGGCUUGGGACUAUGAUAUCGUAAUAACUACAUUCAAUCGUUUGAGUGCUGAGUGGGGUCCUCACAAAAGAAGUGUAUUGAUGCAAGUUCACUGGCUUAGAGUCAUCUUGGAUGAGGGGCAUACUCUGGGAUCUAGUCUCAAUUUGACAAACAAAUUACAAAUGGCUGUUUCAUUGAGUGCUACUAAUCGCUGGUUGUUAACGGGUACUCCAACUCCCAACACUCCUAACAGUCAGCUCUCGCAUCUUCAGCCCAUGCUCAAGUUCCUUCAAGAAGAGUCUUAUGGGCAGAAUCAGAAGUCAUGGGAAGCAGGUAUUCUCAGGCCAUUUGAGGCAGAAAUGGAAGAGGGCCGGUCACGCUUGCUGCAGUUACUUCGUAGAUGCAUGAUUAGUUCAAGGAAAAUAGACUUGCAGGCAAUCCCUCCUUGCAUCAAGAAAGUAACAUAUUUGAAUUUUUCCGAAGAACACGCAAAAAGUUAUAAUGAAUUGGUAGAAACAGUGCGGCGUAAUAUUUUAAUGGCUGACUGGAAUGAUCCUUCACAUGUUGAGAGUUUACUCAACCCAAAACAAUGGAAAUUUCGGGCUACUACUAUUAGAAAUGUACGGUUAUCCUGCUGUGUGGCUGGACAUAUCAGAGUAUCGGAUGCUGGCCAAGAUAUUCAAGACACUAUGGAUAUCUUAGCUGAGAAUGGUCUAGAUCCUAGUUCGGAGGAGUAUCUGUCAAUAAAAUACAAUCUUUUAUAUGGUGGCAAUUGCAUGAGGUGCAAGGAAUGGUGUCGUUUACCUGUCAUUACACCUUGUAGGCAUCUUUUAUGCCUUGACUGUGUUGCUUUAGACAGUGAAAGGUGUACAUUCCCCGGAUGUGGCAACUUAUAUGAGAUGCAGAGUCCAGAAAUAUUAACUCGUCCAGAGAAUCCCAAUCCAAAGUGGCCUGUUCCAAAGGAUCUCAUUGAGUUACAGCCUUCAUACAAACAGGAUGACUGGAAUCCUGAUUGGCAGUCGACAACUAGCAGCAAAGUUGUGUAUCUUGUUGAUAAAUUAAAGAAAUUUCAGGAAACUAAUAGGAUCAAUGGAUACUCCAGUGACCAGAGAGGGGUACACGAUUCUCAUGAACUUCAUUUGUCCUCUGAGAGAAGCUAUUUCAACCCAUCAUUAGGUCUAGAAGCUUGCAGUAGAUCUGGAAAUGGUCAGACGCUUUCGGAGAAAGUUAUCAUAUUUUCUCAGUUUCUUGAACAUAUACAUAUUAUUGAACAGCAGUUAAAUGUCGCCGGUAUCCAGUUUGCUGGAAUGUAUACUCCAAUGCAGGCUAGCAGUAAGAUGAAAUCACUGGCAACUUUCCAGCAUGAUGCAAAUUGUAUGGCUCUUUUGAUGGAUGGAAGUGCAGCAUUGGGUCUUGAUCUAAGCUUUGUAACACACGUGUAUUUAAUGGAACCUAUCUGGGAUAAAAGCAUGGAAGAGCAGGUUAUUAGUCGUGCUCACCGGAUGGGUGCUACACGUCCUAUUCAUGUGGAAACAUUAGCAAUGAAUGGGACAAUUGAAGAGCAAAUGUUGAAAUUUUUACAGGAUGCUGGCGAAUGUAGAAGACUGUUGAAGGAAGAGUUUGGUACAAAUGAUCUUGAUGGGACGAGAUCAUAUCGCACAUUACAUGAUUUUGCCGAGAGCAAUUACUUGGCUCACCUCAGCUUCGUGCGAACAAAUUUCAGGAUACAGAGUUACAGGCACCGAAGUUCUAAUGGGCUUUUGGAGAAAGAGAAGGGACAUGAUUGGUAA